AUGGAAUCGUUUUGUACGUUUUUGGACGACAGGCCCCAGUCGCCUCCAGAAACACUCAAUGCCGGCGACUUUUGGAUUUUUGGACUUGGUGUUCGCGUGCAGUUGCAAAAGGAGCCCAAUUUGGCUGCUCCUCGUCAAAAUCUAGCGUGGGCAGCCAUGGCCGUCCUAAAAUUGCCGAUAUACCCUGUGGAAUCAUCGUGUCUAAUGGUCAAUCCUCGGGAUAGUCGAAACCGGACGGAGUACCACGCGUUCAAGAACGUCGCCAAAUCGCACAUAUUCGGCCACACAACCUUGUUGUGGAAGCCGAGAUUGGCCGCCUCCAGUUUUGGAUACUCACCCACGCAUACAGCGGACGCUACAGGCCUUAUUGUCACUCACAGUGGCAAUCAGGAGCAUGUCGAACUAACGGCUGAAACUGGACAAACGCCAAAAGCUACCGUUGCCGAUUUGGGACGGCAUGAGCCUGCUUAUGGCCAAAUUUAUCCGUCAGAGCCGAAGCCCGCACGUCGCUACGAGUCUACAACGCGGACCGAUCAACCCUACCUACACGGAGCGCUCGCGCCUCAACGCAUCUCCUCAAUUGUCUUACGGCACGACCCAGACCUACGCAUGGGAACUACAUCAUAG
Molecule: messenger RNA, 627 nt
Organism: Fusarium poae
Lineage: Eukaryota; Fungi; Ascomycota; Sordariomycetes; Hypocreales; Nectriaceae
Exons: 3
Coding region: 1-627 (208 amino acids)
Source: RefSeq, a predicted model, not a curated record